AUGGACACUUGGCCCGUUACCCUAGUAUCUGGCCACUGGGGCGAGGCCGUAGUGAACUCUGGCCCUCUCGUUGCCAUUCCAGGGGAAGGUGAGCAGCGGGAGGUCCCCUCAUUCUACUCUGUCUCCGACAGUGAGAUCAGGAGCAUCUCUGAGGCGCUGUACUCUGCCGACGUGAACAAGGCCACCAGCAGCGAGAUCAUCCUCAACCUGCAGCACAAGAUCUCCUCUGACCAGACCAGUGCAGGCCAAGACUACGCCAAGCAGAAGCUCUUCAGCUACGUGGACGAGGAUGCCCUCUUCUCCAAGCCCACCUUUGCCAGGCUCUUGGCUCUGCUGAAUAACUACGAACGCAUGACGGGCAAGGAGGAGGUGGUGACCGACUCCGAGAGACAGGAGGUGGACGCUUUCCUGGAUGAAAUCUUCAAGACCGGGGUGAUGGAGAAACUGAGCCAGUUCUUUCUUUCUAAAGGUAUCUAUUUGUCGGAGAGUGACUUCAAGGCAGACCUGAAGGAGAUGUGGUUCGGGCUCUACUCACGCUCGAAGGGAGCGGCCAUGGACUCCUCUGGCUUCGAACACGUCUUCCACGGGGAAAUCAAGAGCGGGAAAGUCUCAGGCUUUCACAACUGGGUCCAUUACUACGAGCUGGAGAAGAACGGGGAGAUCAAUUACCUGAGCUACAGCUACAAUGGGCCUUGGACCAGCUACCCUGACAUCAUGGCUUUCCAGUACAGCUGGACGGGUUACCUGAAGAGCGUCGGCUCCUUCUUCAUCGGCUCCAGCCCCGAGUUUGAACUGGCCGUGUACACACUGUGCUACAAAACCAGGCCCAACAAGCUGUGCACGCUCAGCCUCGACGGGAAAUCGGCUCAGAUUCAGACCUACUCCUGGGCCAACUCGGAGUACGGAGAGGGCAAACGGUACCUCGCCUCCUCGUACCCCAACUCCCCCUGAGCCCCCCCCCCUCCACUCAGCACCACGACA
Molecule: messenger RNA, 981 nt
Organism: Chelonia mydas (Green sea turtle)
Lineage: Eukaryota; Metazoa; Chordata; Testudines; Cheloniidae
Product: poly(U)-specific endoribonuclease-D
Molecular function (GO): RNA endonuclease activity
Source: RefSeq, a predicted model, not a curated record